AUGAAAAUUUAUUCGAUUUUCCCUUUGAUUUUUAAAAUUAGCAACCCUAUAAGAAUUGAGAUAAUUCAAAUCGUCCCUUGGCAUUACUUGCUUAUGAUUUUUAAGAAAAUAAUCGAAUUAUCGUUGUAAAUAUUUGGAAUCUAAUUUGUGUAAGGGGUAGUAUAGGAAUCCUAAACUUCCUUUGAUUUUGACAUUUUUGUUAAUAGGUAGAUAUUUUAUAAUUUGAACAUUAAAUAGAAGGAGUAACAAUUUAGUUCAAAAGGAAAUGAUUUGAAUCAACAUAAAGUCCUAUAACCUAUUAAUUAAAGAAUUGAAAAAGUAUAAAAUUUGCAAAACAUUAAUUAAAAUAAGAAAAACAAUAGGAUAGCUGAACUCUAUGAAGCUGAAGACUUAGAUGCUAAGGAUUAUGGAGAAGCUUUGUGA
Molecule: messenger RNA, 423 nt
Organism: Paramecium tetraurelia
Lineage: Eukaryota; Ciliophora; Oligohymenophorea; Peniculida; Parameciidae
Exons: 1
Source: RefSeq, a predicted model, not a curated record